This is a messenger RNA of Austrofundulus limnaeus, 1744 nucleotides long. RefSeq names its product TNF receptor-associated factor 7 (gene traf7). Gene Ontology annotation, cellular component: nucleolus. NCBI's taxonomy places the organism in Eukaryota, Metazoa, Chordata, Actinopteri, Cyprinodontiformes, Rivulidae. The record is from RefSeq and is a predicted model, not a curated record. Gene Ontology annotation, biological process: ribosomal large subunit assembly; Notch signaling pathway. Gene Ontology annotation, molecular function: protein binding; zinc ion binding.
GCGGCUCAGCUGGCUGUGGAUGUUUCCUGUUCACAUGUGAGACAUCUGGGUUAGGAGCAGUAGUAAGACCCCUCGCUACAGCCAGUACACCGGAGGAGCAGCAGCCGCCUCAUCGCCCACCUCCAGCUGUCCUUCCACCCCUCUCGCAGACUCUGGGGGCAGGAUGGACGCAUCAUUUGGCCCCACGUUCUCAGCAGUGGCUUCUGGGUCUAAAGCUGAAGGAUCCACUACAUACAARCAGCACAGAAGAACUCCCUCUUCCUCUUCAAGCACUCUGACUUACUCCCCUCGUGAUGAUGAUGAAGGAAUGCCUCCUAUCGGCACUCCCCGAAGGUCUGAUUCAGCCAUCUCAGUUCGGUCUCUCCACUCCGAGUCUAACAUGUCGCUGCGCUCCACUUUCUCUCUGCACGAAGAAGAAGAAGACACAGAGCCCCAGGUGUUUGCUGAGCAGCCUUCAGUAAAACUCUGCUGCCAGCUGUGCUGCAAYGUCUUCAAGGACCCCGUCAUCACCACAUGUGGGCACACCUUCUGCAGACGCUGUGCCUUGACUUCAGAUAAGUGCCCCGUGGACGCUGCCAAGCUGACGGUGGUCGUGAACAACAUAGCUGUGGCCGAGCAGAUCGGAGAGCUCUUCAUCCACUGUAAAUACGGCUGCAGAGCCACGACCAGCGGCGCGAGUGGAGCUGCAGCCGCCACCACCUCGGUGGCAGGGAAACCUGGGGCGUUCGAGGUGGACCCGCUGGGCUGCCCGUUCACCAUCAAACUGUCCUCGCGCAAAGAACACGAGGCCACGUGUGACUACAGGCCAGUACGGUGCCCCAACAACCCCUCCUGCCCCCCAUUGCUCACCAUGAACCUGGAAGCUCACCUUAAGGAGUGCGAACACAUCAAGUGUCCUCACUCCAAAUAUGGCUGUACGUUCAUAGGAAACCAGGAUACGUAUGAGACACACCUGGAGGUCUGUAAGUUUGAGGGUCUGAAGGAGUUUCUGCAGCAGACUGAUGACAGGUUCCAUGAGAUGCAGCUGACUCUGGCUCAGAAGGACCAAGAUAUUGCUUUCCUGCGCUCCAUGUUGGGCAAACUCUCUGAGAAGCUGGAUCAGCUGGAGAAAAACCUGGAGCUUAAAUUUGAUAUGCUGGAUGAGAACCAGAGUAAACUCAGCGAGGACCUAAUGGAGUUUAGGAGAGAUGCCUCAAUGCUUAAUGACGAGUUGUCCCACAUCAACGCCAGACUCAACAUGGGAAUCCUGGGCUCUUACGACCCGCAGCAGAUCUUCAAGUGUAAGGGGACAUUUGUGGGCCACCAGGGUCCUGUCUGGUGUCUGUGUGUGUACUCCACUGGAGACCUGCUCUUCUCUGGCUCCUCUGACAAGACCAUUAAGGUCUGGGACACCUGCACGACCUACAAGUGCCAGAAAACCCUGGAGGGUCAUGACGGCAUCGUGCUGGCUCUGUGUAUCCAAGGCAACAAGCUUUACAGCGGCUCUGCAGACUGCACCAUCAUCGUUUGGGACAUCCAGACUCUGCAGAAGGUCAACACCAUCCGUGCCCAUGACAACCCUGUGUGCACUCUGGUCUCCUCCCACAACAUGCUGUUCAGCGGCUCCCUCAAGGCCAUCAAGGUGUGGGACAUCGUGGGAACAGAACUCAAGCUGAAGAAGGAGCUGACGGGUCUGAAUCACUGGGUCAGAGCUCUGGUGGCCUCCCAGAACCACCUGUACAGCGGCUCCUAUCAGACCAUCAAG